CACAAGGAAGACUUCUCGUUCCCACGUGCAAGACCGGGGAGACGACGACGUACCGGUGACACCACCCUCGGGAGGAGAGGACGAGGAGUUGCCGCCGAUGCAGCACUUCGCGGAAAUGGCCGAUGCUCCGCCCGCCUCCGACACCAGCCUGCAGGACGCACAUUCCCGCCUGGCGGAGUUGCUGCUCGCCGCCGCUGCAAUCUUGGCGGAGAUCUCCGUUCCAGCGGCCGGAGGAACGCCUGCGGGGUUGGAAGAGGCGGCGCGGCUGGAGGGUUCCCGCCAUACGGCGUUUCGCGCCAAAAGUUUGGGAGUUGGCGCCAUUUUUGAGGGCCCGACUCCGCUUGGCGGGAAACGAGGACACCACGUGGCCAGAGGUCUCCACACAGCGCAGCCCGCGUCAUCGGCGAGCGCCGGAGCUCUCCAUUUUGCGCCUGCAGAGGGAGCCGACAUUUUCUACAACCACAGCGGCGCGCGGGAAAAUCGCUCCAACGACGACGACGACGAUCGAGUUCUCCAGCAACGAUUGCCCGCGCUGUCGGUGUUCAAGGCGGACGGGGGCGACUGGGGAGCCUUCCAGCGACGGUUCAUCGCGCAUCAAGAAAUGUCGGGGUGGUCCGACACCACUGCCCUGCGCGCGCUGCCAGCGAUGCUCGACGACGACGCGCUUGCGGCCUUCACGUCUGCCCCGAGGUCGUCCCGCUCAACGCUCCAGGCCGCGCUGCACCUGUUGGCCAAGGUGUUCGGGCCGCCCUCGACCUGUCGCCACCAGUUCUACGAUCGGCGGAAGGUGGUUGGAGAAACAACGCUCGCCUAUCGCACGGCGCUGCUCGCCCUGGCAGAUUCAGCUUUUCCCCGUAUGGACAAGGAGGGGAAGGACGCCAUGGUGACGGAGCAGCUGCUGGCGCUGGCUCACGGAUUGGGAGUUCCCAUUAAUACGGCGGACGAGAUGGACAUCUGCUCCCUGGGGAUUGCCACGAGUAUCCACGCUUACGAGGUCCUACAGCGGAAACCGACGGUCGUCUGCGCAUCGGUGGAGAACGGGGCACCGGCCGCCACGAUCAUCGGACCUCAGCCUGCUGUGCCUCGGGAGGAGGCCUUCGCGGGUUCGAGGCCGGGGGAGUGGAGAACGGGCGGUCGUUCGCCCACACGCUCCUCCCGCAAGCUGGAGCAACCGAAACCCACGACGUCCCUCGUCGUCUGCUACAACUGCGGCCUUCGGGGCCACGUCGCGUCGGGAUGCCGGGCCCCGCGUCAACGCACCGCGGGACCACGUCCGGACGACGCCCAGGGACUCAAGACAUCCCAACUGAACCCGGUGUCUCGGACCUGACGGCUGUUGACCGUCGGGAACCGGAACCCCGGGGCUCGCACGGAGCCCCGAUGCCUGUCCCAUGCCUCCCUGAACUGCCGGCGCUGCCGGAUGGCCAACUGCGUCCUGUGCCGUACGACGGUCCGGCAAGGCGGACUCGAUCAAGGACGCAACACUUUUCAUGAA
Lethenteron reissneri (Far Eastern brook lamprey) is the source of this 1495-nucleotide messenger RNA. RefSeq lists its product as uncharacterized. NCBI's taxonomy places the organism in Eukaryota, Metazoa, Chordata, Hyperoartia, Petromyzontiformes, Petromyzontidae. The record is from RefSeq and is a predicted model, not a curated record. Gene Ontology annotation, molecular function: nucleic acid binding; zinc ion binding.